This is a messenger RNA of Ananas comosus (pineapple), 1739 nucleotides long. RefSeq lists its product as uncharacterized. Lineage: Eukaryota; Viridiplantae; Streptophyta; Magnoliopsida; Poales; Bromeliaceae. The transcript has 4 exons. The record is from RefSeq and is a predicted model, not a curated record. Bases 600 to 1499 code for a protein of 299 amino acids.
UGUCAGAUUGAUGUGCGGUGCUGUGAGGUGAGGGGCAACUGUUACAGUACAGAUUUUUUCCGCUUAAAAAAGCUCCAUAACUUGAGCAAGUGGUAGUGUGGUAUUCUUAUCGCGGUAUGGGUGGCACUGGAUCGAGAUGAUUUUAUGUGUAUAUGAAAGCAAAAGAUGCUACAUACGCUGAUUUAGAUGAUUACAAAUAUGGUAGUGCCUUCUCCCUGAUAUGGUUAUUUGCAUAGGAUACGUAUCCAAUCAAAUUUGUUGAGAUGAUAGCGGAUCUAAUCUAGCCAAAUAUAAAUGCAAUCACAGUAAUCAUUGUCAGAUCUACCUUUGUUAUAUAUUUUUUAACGUAAUUUAGCUUACCACUGGUGUGGCGCGAAUUGUGAUUUGAAGUUUCAAAUAACCAUAAAUCGUAUCUAGAUAUUUUACUUUACUUAAAUCCAAAAAACAACUGUCGUAUCAGAUAUAUACAGCAGCAGAUAUAAAUAGCAUAUAGCCAUAUACGGUUGCACGGGCCACCUCGUCAUCGUCUCAUCGUAUUCCGUAUAGGGUUUCGUCCGCUUCUCAUUAGGGUUCCGAGAGAGAGAGAGAGAGAGAGAGAGAUGGGGGGAGGACACCUGAGAUCCGCCGCAAAGGCCGCCAUUUUCAGCCAAUACCGCUCUCCAGUCCGCUUCUUCGACCUCCCCUCGUCGUCGUCAUUGGCGCCGGCGAGCGGCGCGAGAUCCAAGAGUGCGCCGCCGCCGUCGAUAUCCCCCCUAUCCGGCGACAAUGGCCGGUGGCUGUCGUGGGAAGUGGACGAUUGGGAGUUCGUCGGGUGGAAGGAGGAAGAGGACGCCGACGACUACGACGCCGAUCUAGGGAUCCCGGCGACGAGGCUUGUGUUCGGGCAAGUCCCGACCCUCGCGGAGGCCAAGGAGGCGACCUCCGAUCUCAAAGUCGCCCUCGAUAAGGUGUACUUCUCGAGCACCAAUGCUGAUGAUAACGAAAAGCUUGGUCGGGGGCCUAACAUUGUUGAAAGUUCAUCAAUUGUUCCCCCAAUGCCCAGACCCGUUGUGCAGGCGUUCUCAUUGCUCCAAGAAAGCCCUGAGGCUCAGAGCGUUGCUGCUUCGCUGGCGUGUGAUAAGAAUGUAUGGGAUGCUGUAAUGAAGAAUGAGAAGGUCAUGGAAUUCUACAGGAAUCGCCAGCCGACUUCAACUGAAUCUGUUGCUCAAAAUGCACUCGCUGCUGCUGAGGGUUCUUCCGAGAACUUCCGCGAUAUUUCUGCCGAUAAUUCUGUCAGAUCAGUGCUCACAGACGUCAUGAAAAACAUGAAGAAUAAUGCGAGGGAGAUGGUCAGCAGUAUAUCCAAUUUCCUUCAGGAUUUCUUCCUAGCAACAGAGACUUAUUGCACGACUAUCAUGAGGGGUUCAAAUUCACACUUUGACGCCACUGGGACAUCGUCAUUUAUAGCACUGGCGAUAGCGGUCAUCUUGGUGGUGCUUGUGAAGAGAGGUAGUUCCUGAUGCGGAAGCUCUAAUUCAUACACUGCUUGCUCUUAAGUUCUUAAAUAAAACUUGAGACACCACGAGUGUAUAUAUAAGGAAGCCUUUCUAUCUCGUAGGAUAGCAAUUAGGAGUUCAUUUUCGCUCUUUUGUUUAGUCAAUCAAUGUUCCAGACACAUAAAUGACAACUCUUUUGUAGAUGAAUUUUAUUGCUUGAUACAUUGAUGAGUGAAUAAUAAGUCUUGCUUUCGACAUAGAUAA